AUUGAGAGCGCGUAGUAUAAAAUAGAGUAGACUUAACUGUUACACCAUAUAAUAAUACAAUUAAAGUAUUCUGAAAUCUGAGUUCAGAAAGCUUAUAUAAUGAAAAUAUCAGUGAUAAAGCUAUGAAAUAUAGAUUAAAGAAAGCAUUCGUGUGGAUAAUAUUUGUGCAAACUAUUCUUAUUUUGAUACACAUUAAGUUUUACCAGGGAUUUACUGAUUUAGAUGAUUUCCCAACAAAGACAAAUGUUCAGCUGAUCAAUUCUUCUACACGUGCUUAUACAGGACAACAUUUUACACAUAUUUCAUUAACGGAGUUUCCUAAACGGAAGCCAGUCAAUGAAAUAAUGAAAGGCGAAACUCGCGGCAUACUUCAAGUGAAAGAUGAAACAAAUUUUAACAGGAGCUUAAGUAAAUCAUUCCAACAAACCAUUACAGCAAGACAUAUCAUUACACCGAGAUAUAUUGUGCAAAAGGAUGUCUAUAACAGAAACGUUUCAGAGAAAAGGAAAGCCAAAGUCAAGUUUUCCGUUUUGCGAAAAUGCAACGAUGUACUUUUUCCCGUGCACCUGGAACACGAAGAUAACUGGCAAUCAGUUGAUAAUAUAACAGCGUCUGUCUUUUCAGCAUACCAUGUGGAGAAAACCAGAAAUAUAAUCAUAAUUGGUGCCAAAUCAAAACAGCUACAGUCAUACUUUUGUCUCCUUUGGCAACAAGAAAAUGGGACAUACUACGCAGAACAACUUGAUGCAAAAGUUAAACAGCUUGCGGAAGGCCAUAAUCUGUGGUACUCAGCGGUAUUUUUCGAGUGUCCUUUACCGUCAUAUUGUGAGAUACCGUCCCAUGUUUCAUUGGUGGCCAGUCGUUGUGGAAAACCGGCAAACCUUCUCAGAGUUCACAGUACGGCACGGCCAGAGAGUUACCAACGCCGCUUUACAGUUUGUCUUACGCCAUUGAAUUUACACUAUGGUCGAGCAUAUGAGUUAGUCGAAUGGAUUGAACUCAAUAGAAUCUUAGGAGCCGAGAAGUUUAUCAUUUACAAUCAUUCAACUGCUGGCAAUGUAUUAAGUGUUCUAGAUUACUACUCAAAGAUAAAUAUAGUGGAAGUUGUUCAGUGGCAAUUGCCAAUGAAAGUUUUAACAUAUAAUGGUACUAAACUGCCGGAAAUCCACUACUUUGGUCAAAUAAUUGCACUACAAGACUGUCUAUAUAGGAACAGAGUUGAAUCAGAGUUUAUUGUUAACAUUGAUCUAGACGAGUUCAUCAUUCCUCAUAGUGAAAAUGUCAGCACUUGGAAUGAAAUGUUGAAACAGCUGAAUGAAGAGCCAGGUGCUUAUAUCUUCCGUAACACAUUUUUUAGAAAGGAAUGGGAACACGUUAACUAUACAAACAAGGAAAUUGUUGACAAAUACAGACUUGUAACGCUUCAGAAAUUAAACCAUGAAGAUAAUAUUUUUCCUGUUAAACGAAGAUCAAAAUAUUUUGCGCGGACAUGUGACGUCAUUCAUGUAAUGAUUCAUGACGUUCUUUUCUUACCGAAGAGAAAAAGGGCACAGUCCGUUGCCAUAGAAAUAGGACUUCUCCAUCAUUACAGGGACUGGGAAAAUGAAAUGCCUCUGCCAAAUUUAAAAGUUUUAGAUGAAACCAUUCCACAAAAAUAUGGCGAAAAACUGAUAAUGAAUGUUGCAAACGUUUGGUCAAAACUGGUAAAUGUAAAAAUGGAUAUAUCAGUUCACUGAUGAUAUGGACUAUAUAUUUCAUACCUUAACACAUUUUUGAGAAUAUCACUAUAGAGACAUUUUAUAGCAGCCAUUCACAUGCAAGCAUAUGCAUUUAUAUGUGAAGUAUUUUCACAGACUGAACAAUAUAAGUAUGUUUAUUACUUACACUUAAGCGGUCUAAAAUAUUUACGAGACCGGCCCUACUUCUAUUGUUUACAAUAAUAGUAGAAGCAUGAGAAGUUUGUGCAUAUCAUUAAAAAGCAAUACCUUAUGUAAAUGUGCGCACGUGAGUGACUAGGCAAAUAAGACUGUCAUCUGUUUUUUUAAAAAAAGGUUUGUUUUAAAUAUAAAUUUUCGAUCACUUUAAGAAAUGAAAUAUCUUGAAAUUUGUUCUAAAACCGACUUUGUGGCAAAGACAUGUCCUGGUAUUUAUUUGAACGUUAAAAAGGGCCUACUUAGUAUAAUUUUCAUGAGAUAUCUUCGAAUGGAUAAUGACACAGGACCAUUUAUUUUACAAAAUGAUUAUGACAAAUGAUAAAAUCGCCAGAUCUACAAAUACUACAAACUUACUUCCAGUUGUUCAUUAUUAAUCCAAUGAUGAAAGAUCGUAGCAAUUUUCAGUACAAUUUUCAUGGAUCAUAAAUUUCAAACUUGUAAUUAAGAAAAUGGUUUACUAUUACGGAUAUAUUUUUAAAACGUCUACGGGUUUGUCUGAAUAAAACUGAGCCUCGUUACCGCCUAAACAGUUACCCUCGAGGCCGGAUAUUCCCAUCUGCACCUACAACCAGUGAAAGAAUUUUAAAUUACAAAAUUGCAAUACAUUUUAACCUUUUGGUUCUUUCGUGGCUCACUUCUUAUAAAAGUCAUUACGUCAUUUUUACUGUACUUAGUACCAGUAAAUUUUUCCUGUACUUAGUAUUACGGACUUGAGAAAAAAGCUAGAAAGUACUGUUUAAUUAACAAACAUAAAUACUGCUAUAUUUCCAUUUUUUUUUAUUUCAGAUACAUACAAUGUAUCCACAAUAUUUAUGUGCCCCGUUGGUCAAUAAGAAAUGACAAGUCAUAUCUCUUUGGUAACAAACUCCUGUGAAUAUCCAUUGAAUAUGCUUCGCGUGAAUAUCGCCGCAGGAACCAGGGCUUUACAGUGUCUGUCUCCACUCAACUUCCAAUAUGGCCGUGCUUACAAACUUGCAGAGUGGACUGAAUUCAAUAAAAUCCUAGCAGCUGAAAAGUUUGUAGUGUAUAAUUAUUCAAGCGCUAGCAAUGCAAAGGAAGUAUUUGAAUAUUAUUAAAAAAGUAAUCUGACAGAAGUGAUACAAUGGGCGUCAAUAUUUUGGUCAGACAGCAUGGCUCGGACGGCUGACGUUGACCUCAUGUUGACCCAUGAAGUGCCACGUACUAAUAGAGUGAUAGUUCCAGUAGAAAAAGCUUUUUUUUGCAUCAUUUACGAGACUUUGAGAACCCAAAUGACUAUAAUGAAAAUAUUACUGAUAUAACAGUAUUGAAAAAUCUUUAAUUGAAAACGAAAGAACUUGCACGAUGUAGGGAGACUGCGUUUAAGGAACGUUGCUUUCCCUGUUGAAAAUUCAUCCUUGCUCCACUUCCUCCCAACACCACUCCUUACCUCUCCCCCGUAUAUUUCUGUAUUUUGCAUAUAAUUAAAAUUUUCUUGUUAGAUUUUUGAAGCAAUCUGUCUUCACAGCUUCUUGUUGUUGCGAGCCUACUUUGUGAUGCAUGGCUCUAUGGCUGUGCUUUGGGUGCUCUGUGCUUCCAGGAAAUCUACACUUACCUUUUAUCUUUUGCACAUGUUAAGAUGGACAUGCCAAUAGUUUGACUGUAUUUCAAGAGUUUAUGAAUGAAAAUCGUUGAUAGUUAAUAGGCGUUUGCAAGUUCCUUUUAUUUUAAAAUGAUUUAAAACAUCGUUUUAACAUAAUUGAAAUGAAAAGUUGUGAAUGUAACCAUACAUAUAUCUUUCAUUACUCAACAUUUUUAUACAACCAGAAUCACAACUGCCAUUUCUUCAAUGUACACUUGUUAUAAUUAGAAAUUCAUACACUGUCAGGUUUAUUUCAAAGAGAGAAACGAGUUUCCUAUACGUGCUGUGAUAAACCUCUUUGAUUACAUAUUCUAACAUGACUCCAUUGCUUUGGCAGGUAAACAGAGAAGAAAGUCAAGUAUUGUAUAUUCUGCAAUGGAAAACGGUUUAUAUAUAAAUGAGCCUAACCAUGAGAAAACCAACACAUUGCAUUUUCGACCAGCAUCCGCGCAGUCUGGUCAGGAUCAAUACUGUUCGCUUUCAAACCCUAUUGCAAUUUGAGAAACCGUUAACGAACAGUAUGGAUCCUGACCAGACUGAGCAGAUGCGCAGGCUGGUCUGGACCCAUGCUGGUCGCAAAUGCAUAAUGUUGGUUUUCUCAUGGUGCGGCUCAAAUGAUGUUUCGGAUUAGUAUUACUAGGAAGAAAGAAAUCAACAUAAUUCUAUCAUAACAUUUAAAUGCGCAUUUUAGAACGAAACUAAAUAAGGCACCAUACACCAUGCUAAUUAAAUCUGUAAAAAGGUCCAUUGGAAGCAAAGAAUGCAGCCAAGCAGAAUAAAAGCAGUCUCAGUUUGAUUAAGUCUGUUCAUGAGAGGUAAUGAAAUAUGCAACACCUCUCAUUCUCCCUAGCACCGGUUUAAGUGUAACUCUAUUACACAUUAAUUGAAUGGACUCCAUGAUCCCAAUGGACCAAAAAAUAUAACAACACUGAAGCCUUGGAUAUUUCAUCAACAAAUAUCAGCUAUAAACACUGAUGAAAAUUUCUAAUUAGACCCUUAUUUUUCAAAUAUUUUGCCAGUUUAUGUAUUUUUUUCUUUGCAUAUAACAUUAUUGCUUGUGUGUUUUCAGCGAGAUUCACAUCGUUUGCAGUUAAGAAUCAUUUCUUAUAAAAGUAUCUCUAUUUUCCUUUGUGAUAUAUAUGAAGUAAGUUGUCUAAUCAGAAAUUAUUAAAUCCUAUUAUAACAUUACUUUGGCGUAUAACGCUAGAUUAGAUUUUGAAAUUAACUUUAAAAUUUGUAUAAAAUAAUGUGUUUUCCUUUUAAUCUUAGAAAUGUUAGAAAAACCUUUUUAUGUUUAAUCUAAACCAUUGGAGCUUUCGAUGGAAACGUAAUACAGUAUAUCAGUUAUGUGAAAAAGUCUGAAGGUCGAUUCGGAAAUGUCUACUUAAUUAACUCCUGAAUAAUAGGUUACAUCCGCUGAAUGCGCUAGAAAGGUAUGCAUUUAAUCAGCUUUAGUAUGUUUUCGGGGUUGACGUGCUCUCUUUACAUAACGUGUUAUAUCAUGAACUUUUAAGAAAUGUUAUCAUAAUUUGUACACUAAAAUUUGCUGACUGAAUAUAUCUUAUAUGAUUGACGUAAAAUCUGUAAAGGCCACCUUAACAACAGAAAUAAUGGCAAAUCCAAAGCACCCAACUUUUACUUUUUGUAUUUUAGUGAAAGAGGAGUGUCAUUUGAUUGUAUAGAUGUAAAAUGAUCAAAGAAAACACUGUAUAUAGAUCUAGUUACCAGAGGUAAUGCCAUGCGGAUCCAUCGAAACAAUGUUUAUAUGAGCCGCACCAUGAGAAAACCAACAUAUUGCAUUUGCGACCAGCAUGGAUCCAGACCAGCCUGCGCAGCCUAGGUUUAAAUGCGAACAGUAUGAUAAAAGCACUAUGUUGCUUUUCUGGUGGUGCGGCUCAAAUGCAACUAUAACUUCGUAGCUGAAUUAUCAAAUCCAUGUAAAUUGUAGAAGAUAUUUUUUUUGAAGAUAAAAAUUUUAAAUUGUUGGCAUAAUUUAUGUCAGUAACAUUGAAUAUACCAGAAUACAGUAAAAACUCUGAAAACCGGACCCUUUCUUUACCAAGUCAAAAGCUCUGAUUUCAGAGGAUUCCGAUUUUCAGAGGAUUUCGCACAGAUUUUAUGCGGGAUACAUUGUAUUAAGUAUGUCCAUACUCUGAUUUAUUCUAUUUGCAGAUAUUAUGUUUAAUGCUGUUUUAGUUUUUAGUUUUAGAAUCUGCAUUUUACCUGUGUUAUAUAUUAAAAGUGAAAGUCUAAAUAAAUUGGAAAAGUCUCCUA
Molecule: messenger RNA, 5808 nt
Organism: Mercenaria mercenaria
Lineage: Eukaryota; Metazoa; Mollusca; Bivalvia; Venerida; Veneridae
Exons: 2
Coding region: 123-1736 (537 amino acids)
Source: RefSeq, a predicted model, not a curated record